AUGGCCAAGGUCAACAAUGCCAUACAUCCCAAGGUCACCUUCCUCGCCAUCAUCUCCCCGCUAUCAGGGCAUAUGAACCUCCCUGCCCUCUCCGCCAUCUCUGUGGACCUACACAUGUCCCUGUCGUUAACAAACCUGACAAUAACAGUCUACACCCUUGUCUCAGGGCUGACACCGUCCCUUAUCGCUCCGUUUUCUGAUUCCUACGGCCAACGACCGGUGUAUCUUUUCUCUUUGGCGUUGUGCGCACUGUCUAACAUAGGGCUUGCGCUGCAAUCCUCCUUUCCGGCCUCGAUAUCGCUAUUAUGUGUCCAAGCUGCUGGAGCUGGAGUCACAAUCUCCCUGGGGAGUGCAGUCGUAGCGGACAUGAUCACCAGAGCCGAAAGGGGAAAAUACAUCGGCUAUGCUGCGCUGUGGUUGACUCUCAGUCCUGCUCUUGCACCGACAGGAAGAAACGUGGUAGGCGAUGGGUCAGUGAGACCCGAGAGACGGUGGAGUAGGACGGGAUGGGAUCUACUGAAGCACAUCAAGAGGCACGAGAUGACAGAGGAGGAAGAAGGCAGACAUACCAUGGAGGAGGCAGCAGAGAAAAAGGUCAGCAUACACACCUCAGUGAGAAUACUGGGAGAGAAGGAAGCGUUUGUGACAGUAAUGGCUGGGGUGCUGUUCUCGGGCGGGUAUUUCAUGGUGUUGAUCACGCUCGGUUCUCAACUUUCUGAACGGUUCAGUUUCCGUCCCAUAAUCGUGGGUGUGUGCUACCUGCCGCUGGAAACCGGAAUGAUCGCAUCACGAUGGACAGUAGGAUGGCUUCUCGACUGGAACUUUGGACGAUGGGCACGGAAUUUGGGUUUGAAGUUCGAUCUAGACAGGCAGCAGCGGUUAGAGGAGGUUCCUAUCGAUAAGAUACGACUGGAAGUUGCGUUGGGUGCGUUAUAUGUUCUUUUUGGGACUGUUGUGGCGUACGGGUGGACCGUGAAAACGAAGUCGUCGUUGGUUGGGAUCGAGAUUGCUCUCUUCUUCUUGGGAGUGUUCUUUGCUGGAGCGAUCAAUGGGCUCAAUGUUCUUGUCAUCAACACCCAUCCCGACAGCCCAGCCACGGCGGUUGCAGCGAGUAAAUUAGUACGGUGCGUGGUCGCUGCUGGGGCUAGUGCAGUCGCGAUGCCUAUUAUAGAGCGAGCUGGAAUGGGGUGGGCGUCAGCGAGCAUCGCCGGGGCAUGGUUGGGGUUUAGUCCGCUGUUGUGGAUGGUGAUGUAUUGCGGAGCAAAUUGGAGACAGGAUGUUAAACUGAGAAGUAAUGAAACUGGAAGAGAUAGAGCUUAA
Molecule: messenger RNA, 1320 nt
Organism: Podospora anserina S mat+
Lineage: Eukaryota; Fungi; Ascomycota; Sordariomycetes; Sordariales; Podosporaceae
Exons: 3
Coding region: 1-1320 (439 amino acids)
Biological process (GO): transmembrane transport
Molecular function (GO): transmembrane transporter activity
Source: RefSeq, a predicted model, not a curated record